Molecule: messenger RNA, 1126 nt
Organism: Dendrobium catenatum
Lineage: Eukaryota; Viridiplantae; Streptophyta; Magnoliopsida; Asparagales; Orchidaceae
Product: protein P21-like
Exons: 1
Coding region: 16-693 (225 amino acids)
Biological process (GO): defense response
Cellular component (GO): extracellular region
Source: RefSeq, a predicted model, not a curated record
CAUUAAUCAAACAUAAUGGCAGCAAUUUCCUUCGUCCUCCUCCCCCUCGCCUUCCUCACCCUCCUAACCCCUCACAAAGCCGCCACCUUCACCAUCGUCAACAAUUGCUCAGACACACUCUGGCCGGCUGCAGUGCCGUACGGCGGCGGCAUCCAUCUCAACAGCGGCCAAACAUGGACCUUCGAAGUCCCAUCCGGGACCACCGUUGGCCGCGUGUGGGCCCGCACCGGCUGCUCCUUCGACGACUCCGGCAACGGCCAUUGCGAAACCGGCGACUGCGGCGGAAAACUCUCCUGCGCCGCCUACGGCUCGCCGCCGAACACAUUAGCAGAGUUCGCCCUCAACGAGUUCUCCAAUCUCGACUUGUUCGAUAUCUCCCUGGUCGACGGGUACAACGUGGGGAUUAAUUUCAGCCCGGCGACGGCGAGCGGGUCCUGCCAAGGACAACAAUGCGCGGCGGAUUUUGUUAGGCAGUGCCCGGCGGCGCUGAAGGCUCCUGGAGGAUGUAAUAAUCCCUGUACUGUUUUUAAGACGGAUGAGUAUUGCUGCUACUCCGGCAGCUGUGUGCCGACCGACUACUCGAGGUUCUUCAAGAACCUUUGCCCUGACGCCUACAGCUUUCCCAAGGAUGAUCAGACUGACACCUACUCUUGCCCCGCCGGCACCGACUACAGAGUCACCUUCUGCCCCUAAAAUGCACGCAAAUCUUUCUUGAUUCGUGUCAUAGUCCAGCUUAGAAAUUAUUCUGUGCGGAGUUCGGAUUAGAAGAAUCAUCAAGAACAUGAUCAUUCGGACAUAUGAGUGUGUACAUAAUAUACACAAUAUGUGUACAUAGAUGUACAUAUAUUAUGUAUAUUGUGUGUGUACACUCAUAUGUCGAGAUGAUUCUUCUUAUUUGGACUCCGCAUAAAAUAAUUUCUCUAUUCUAGCAGACACAAGAAGACUGAUUUUUUACCUAAAUCUUUUUGUCAAAAAGCUAUUUAAAAAUCAAUAAGAAAGCAGUUCCAAAGGAAGCCAUAAUAUAUGGUGUUCAUGUUUGAUUUGUUGGCUAUCAUUGUAUAUUAUGAUAGCUUACACAUGUAUAGCUUAUGUUAUGUAAUAAGGGCACUUUGAGUAUUUUAUCUUU